Gossypium raimondii (Peruvian cotton) is the source of this 1087-nucleotide messenger RNA. RefSeq names its product protein RESISTANCE TO PHYTOPHTHORA 1, chloroplastic. NCBI's taxonomy places the organism in Eukaryota, Viridiplantae, Streptophyta, Magnoliopsida, Malvales, Malvaceae. The transcript is spliced from 4 exons. Gene Ontology annotation, cellular component: chloroplast. Gene Ontology annotation, biological process: defense response. The record is from RefSeq and is a predicted model, not a curated record. Bases 150 to 830 code for a protein of 226 amino acids.
UUAACAGCAAAGAUCAGCCUCGUGUUCCUUAUCUCUUUCCCUUCCAAUCCCAUACUCCCAUUUUAUUUUUUAUUUUUAUUUUUGGGUUCCAACUUGAAGAAUUUCUGGAUUCCAAUGAGAAUACAUUGAGAGUGUGUUGAACAUUCAACAUGUACUCGUUGAUGUCAACGCCUCUCUGCAACUAUGGCGUUUCAAAGCUCCCUUUACCACCUUCUUUCAACUUAAAACACAACUACCCCAAGUUUCUCAGUUGCAGAAAAGCCUUGCAAAUACAUGUUAAUGCGACAAAUGAAGUCGAUGCUCAGACAGGAACAGUUGAGGAAGAACCCAAAGAAGAAAAUUUAGAAUCUGAACCCAGAAAAGAAAGCAAAAGCAUCUCCAGUGCUACUUCCACUACACCCCUUGACAAGGACCUCAAAAAGGUGGUUCAGAAAACUGCUGCAACCUUUGCACCAAGGGCUUCUACUGCUACUAAAAACCCUGCUGUGCCUGGAACUACCUUGUAUACUGUUUUCGAAGUUCAAGGCUAUGUCUCAUUGCUGUUAGGUGGAGCUUUGUCUUUUAAUCUCAUAUUUCCAUCUAAUGAACCUGAUAUUUGGAGAUUGAUGGGGAUGUGGUCCAUUUGGAUGUUCACAAUCCCGUCACUUCGAGCUCGAGACUGUUCGAAGAACGAAAAAGAAGCUCUUAAUUAUCUUUUCCUCAUCAUCCCCUUGCUCAAUGUUAUAAUCCCUUUCUUUUGGAAGUCUUUUGCAGUUGUCUGGUCUGCAGACAUCGUAGCCUUCUUUGCCAUGUAUGCCUGGAAGCUUGGAUGGCUACAGAAAACAGAGUAGGAACUACGUGCACCGUGACCUUUGGAUCAAUGCUGCUAUUAUACUCAUGAUGGGCGUGAGACACUGCAGCAACUCGCAACCAGGAUGAAGAUUAUAUACAUGAUUAAUGAGGCGAGACAUGGAUGAAAAUCACUUGAGAAAUGUAAUUACAAACCGACAUCGAUUAAUCGAUAUUCUUGGAAUCUAGUUGUUUCCCAGGAUGUAUAUGUGCACACUCAUAAGUCCUUUUGGAGAAUCUAACGAUUUAAGUUUCUGAA